AUCUCAGGGGGAGGUUCAGAGGGGACCUCAUCUCUCUACAGUUCCCCGACUGGAGGUUAUGCUGAGGUGGGGGCCGGUCUCUUCUGCCGUGCCUGCAGUGAGGGGACCAGAGCAAAUGGCCUUAAACUGAAACAGGGAAGACUCAGAUCAGAUAUUACAAAAACUUUUUCACUGUAAGAGGCACUAGAAUAGGUUGUCCAGGGGGGUGGUGGAGUCAUCAUCCCUGGAGGUGUUAAGAGACGUCCGGAUCCGGCGCUGGGCGAUGUGGUUCAGUGGUUACAGCGGUAGUGCCAGGUAGACGGAUGGACUGGAUGAUGUUGAAGAUCUCUUCCAACCUUGAUGAUUCCAAGAUUCUACGUGAAACAAGCGGCCAGAGGGGAGCAAGGCCACAGCCACCCCGUUCGUACCCCUACGCCCCACAGCCGCCGGCGGCCAAACCCGGCCGCAGCCCCUUCCCCGCCGCCGCCGGAGCAUGCGCAGGGCCGGGCCAGUUCCGCCGCCGCCCCCGCUCUGCUCAUAGCGGCGCUGCCGGGAUCCAGGGGAGCCGCUCCCGCCGCCCCUCUCCGUACUGCGGGCCCCGACGGACGGCAGCCAACAACCCUCUGGGCCGGAGUCUGCCCUUUGCCCAGUAGGACUUCAUCAAAAUGUCUCUCUAUCCUUCCUUAGAAGAUCUGAAGGUGGACAAAGUUAUUCAGGCUCAGACUGCCUUUUCUUCAAAUCCAGCUAAUCCAGCAAUCUUGUCUGAAGCUUCUGCUCCAAUUCCUUGUGAUGGAGGCUUGUACCCCAGACUGUAUCCAGAACUUUCUCAGUAUAUGGGCCUGAGCCUCAAUGAGGAAGAGGUGCAGAGAAACUUAGCAGUGGCAGCAUCUGCUCAGCCACAGGGUCAACUGGUAACACGACCUUCUACUAAUUACAUGGUAGCUCCAGUGACUGGAAAUGAUAUUGGAAUUCGCAGAGCAGAAAUUAAGCAAGGCAUCCGUGAAGCAAUUCUGUGUAAAGAUCAAGAUGGCAGAAUUGGACUUCGCCUUAAGUCUGUUGAUAAUGGUAUAUUUGUCCAGUUAGUUCAGGCUAACUCUCCAGCAUCCCUUGCGGGUCUGCGGUUUGGGGACCAAGUUCUGCAGAUCAAUGGUGAAAACUGUGCAGGAUGGAGUUCUGAUAAAGCACAUAAAGUUCUCAAACAGGCUUCUGCAGAAAGGAUUUCAAUGAUCAUUCGGGACAGACCUUUUGAACGAAUUAUUACCAUGCAUAAGGACAGCACAGGGCAUGUUGGUUUCAUAUUCAAGAAUGGAAAAAUAACCUCAAUAGUGAAAGACAGCUCUGCUGCAAGAAAUGGACUUCUGACAGAGCACAACAUCUGCGAAAUUAAUGGCCAGAAUGUAAUUGGGUUGAAGGACUCGCAGGUUGCAGACAUCUUGGCAACAGCUGGAAACGUAGUGACCAUCACUGUCAUGCCUUCCAGUAUUUAUGAUUAUAUAAUAAAGAGGAUGGCAACUAGCAUCAUGAAGAGCCUGAUGGAUCACUCUGUUCCCGAAGUCUAAACUUGCACCAUGGAUGUGUGUGUACAUAUAUAUAAUGAUGAUUCCACUAAACUUGGGCUAUUAUACUCAGUGAUCUCUUUCUUCUGCACAUGAGCCUUUCUGGAGGCUGAGAGAAGAUAUGCUGCAUCAAGCAUUUGCAUCUAUAAUGGCUGGGAAUGUCACCGUUCAACAUAUCUCGUGUAUUCACACACUGUAAAACUUGCAGCCUUACAUGCUUGACAAUGUGAAAUUCCAAUUGUGUUAUGACUUCUUUUUGUAGGUCUUUUAUUUAGCUUACUACUACUAUAAGCCAUUGCAACUAAAGGAACCAGGUAUCACUUGCAAAGCUACAUGUUGUUACCCAGGACAAUGCUGUGCUUUGUAUGUCUAAGACAAAUGAGUAUUUUUACUGCUUUUUGUUUGCAAGAGUAGAUUUGAAAUAGCAUAUUAGAAGUAAGGCUAGUACUAGUUAAUUUUUUGUUCUAGUAAAUACUGUUUACACAAAAAUGCCACCUAGCUGAAUAUAGCUCAAGGCAUCAGUCAGUAAGCGUUAAUUCAAGUAGUGUACAGAUACUCAAAUCUUUUUAUUACUUGUUAUAUGAAUUGUAACUAAUAUGCUUCUCUCUCGCCUUAACCAUGUUCUUUUAAGAAUUUAGACAUAACCAAAUAAAUGACCAAAACUUUA
This is a messenger RNA of Onychostruthus taczanowskii (white-rumped snowfinch), 2202 nucleotides long. RefSeq names its product syndecan binding protein (gene SDCBP). NCBI's taxonomy places the organism in Eukaryota, Metazoa, Chordata, Aves, Passeriformes, Passeridae. Bases 645 to 1538 code for a protein of 297 amino acids. Gene Ontology annotation, molecular function: syndecan binding. Gene Ontology annotation, cellular component: plasma membrane; cytoplasm. The transcript is spliced from 9 exons. The record is from RefSeq and is a predicted model, not a curated record. Gene Ontology annotation, biological process: positive regulation of transforming growth factor beta receptor signaling pathway.